GAGCUUUUUGAGCUCUUGUGCAGGACAUCACUAUUUUGAUCCCAUCGCCCGAAUUUACUACAAUAAGCACGAUGGCUUUAGAGGCUGCGUCUCGCAUGGCCUUGAGCGGACCAAUGCUCAGUAAGAGCAUGCGCGCUGCAGUCCCAUCAUCUCUGGCCACGCGAUCACUGACCCUGGCAAGAGCUUCAACCAUUUCGCAACAACGAAGACGACUCCAGACCUCCUCCCGAUCCCUCGCACCAAACACCGGCUUGCUGGGAAUCAACAGCUCCAAUGUUCCCUCCUCAUACUUCCAACGUCCUUCGUUACCCACCAAUACCAUCAUUCGCUUCGUACCCCAACAAACGGCAUGGAUCGUCGAGCGUAUGGGGAAGUUCAACCGGAUUCUCCAGCCAGGUCUUGCUAUUCUCUGGCCCUUCAUAGACCGGAUAGCAUACGUGAAGAGUUUAAAGGAGUCGGCUAUUGAGAUACCCAGCCAGAGCGCAAUUACGGCAGACAAUGUGACCUUGGAGCUUGACGGCGUGCUAUACACACGGGUCUUUGACGCCUACAAAGCGAGUUACGGAGUCGAAGAUGCAGAAUACGCCAUCUCUCAGCUCGCGCAGACCACCAUGCGUUCCGAAAUUGGUCAACUGACUCUCGACCACGUCCUGAAGGAGCGUGCAGCACUCAACACAAAUAUCACAGCAGCGAUCAAUGAAGCGGCUCAGGAAUGGGGCGUAGUCUGCCUCCGAUACGAGAUUAGAGAUAUCCAUGCGCCGGAUGAGGUGGUGACGGCAAUGCAUCGCCAAGUUACUGCAGAACGUCAGAAACGAGCCGAGAUCCUUGAUUCCGAAGGUCAACGGCAAUCAGCGAUCAAUAUUGCGGAGGGAAGAAAACAAAGUGUCAUUCUUGCCUCAGAGGCUUUAAGAAGUGAACAGAUCAACAUGGCGAGCGGACAAGCCGAAGCGAUCCUCUUGAAAGCUAAGGCUACAGCUGCCGGUAUCGAUGCUGUAGCACGAGCUAUUGCCCAGGGAGAAGAGAGUGCACAGAAUGCAGUCAGCUUGACUAUUGCCGAAAAGUACGUUGAUGCGUUCGCCAAGCUGGCUAAGGAAGGCACAUCUGUUGUGGUACCGGGCAAUGUGGGGGAUAUUGGCAGCAUGAUUGCAAGUGCAAUGGCUGUGUACAGCAAGGUGGGAGAGGCUCAGAAAAAGACCAUAGCAGCGAAGGUGCUGGAGGCGAAGAGCCACCAGCAAGAGGCAGAUGGACAGACCUCGGAGACCGAGCACCCGGCCGAUGAGAUGAAGAGGAGUAUGCUUAAUGCAUUUGAGAACACUACGCAGCAGAAGUGAGGAAAGAAGAUAAAGUUGACCAGAUGCUGGAAUGUAUACUUAAGUUGAGGU
Amorphotheca resinae ATCC 22711 is the source of this 1382-nucleotide messenger RNA. RefSeq lists its product as hypothetical. The transcript is spliced from 2 exons. NCBI's taxonomy places the organism in Eukaryota, Fungi, Ascomycota, Leotiomycetes, Helotiales, Amorphothecaceae. Gene Ontology annotation, cellular component: membrane. The coding region runs from base 72 to 1331 and encodes 419 amino acids. The record is from RefSeq and is a predicted model, not a curated record.